Messenger RNA from Hemibagrus wyckioides, 5508 nucleotides. RefSeq names its product NACHT, LRR and PYD domains-containing protein 12-like. Bases 123 to 3905 code for a protein of 1260 amino acids. Gene Ontology annotation, molecular function: protein binding. NCBI's taxonomy places the organism in Eukaryota, Metazoa, Chordata, Actinopteri, Siluriformes, Bagridae. The transcript has 19 exons. The record is from RefSeq and is a predicted model, not a curated record.
GUUUGCACUUUCAGCAAGCUGAGACACAGAGAGUUAAAGAGUUACAGAAUGAGAAUGGUCAUGUGAUCACUGGGUGGAGUCAAAAAGGGAAAUGAAACAAAUGCAGCCACAGUCUAAGAGCAAUGGAGACAGCAGGAUUAUUCACAAAACGGGGGAAAAAUAAGAAUCACUUGAUGGCAGCUAUGAAUCAGAGCCCACCUAAAGAAGUGCCCCAGAGUGGGCUGGCAGAUUGCAAAAAGAAUGUAGAGCCUACUUCACCUGUAGAGAGUUGUGUGUCGAUGAAAAGUGACCAUUCAAUGAACCCUCCACUGAAGUUUCCGAAAGAACCAUCAGACACACCUGGUGUAGAACCUUCUUCACCUGUAGGGAGUUGUGUGUCAAUGAAAAGUGACAAUUCAAUGAACCCACCACUGAAGUUUCAGAAAGAACCAUCAGACACACCUGGUGUAGAACCUUCUUCACCUGUGUGGAGCUGUGCUUCAAUGAAAAGCAACAUUUCAAUGGACCUUCCACAGAGGUUUCAGAAAGAACCAUCAGACACACCUGGGGUGAUCCAACAGGAAAGAGUACACACUUCAACACCCAGCUGUGUGUCUCUCAAAAGUGACUGGUCUAUGGAGCUACCAGUCACUUUGAACAAACCUACUGAUCGAAGGGUGAUCCAACAGGAAAGAGUACACACUUCAACACCCAGCUGUGUGUCUCUCAAAAGUGACUGGUCUAUGGAGCUACCAGUCACUUUGAACAAACCUACUGAUCGAAGGGUGAUCCAACAGGAAAGAGUACACACUUCAACACCCAGCUGUGUGUCUCUCAAAAGUGACUGGUCUAUGGAGCUACCAGUCACUUUGAACAAACCUACUGAUCGAAGUGUAGAACCUCCUUCGUCUGUAGGGAGCGGUGUGCCGAAAAAAAAUGACCAUUCAAUGAUCUCUCCACUGCAGUUUCUGAAGACUAGGAGUGUAGAACCUUCUUCAACUGUUGGGAGCUGUGUAUCAAUUAAAAGUGACAAUUCAAUGAACCCUCCACUGGCGCUUCAGAAAGAAUCAUCAGACACAACUGGUGUAGAAUCUUCUUCAACUGUUGGGAGCGGUAUAUCAAUUAAAAGUGACAAUUCAAUGAACCCUCCACUGGCGCUUCAGAAAGAACCAUCAGACCCAACUGGGAAGAGAACCAAGAUUCAACUAAACCAGAAAAUAACAGUAAACAUGGUUUACUCUGCUGAUGAUUCUGAAAAGUGCUCACCUGAAGAUAAAUUAAAAUCUAUUCUAAGGAAGAGAUUUCAGCGGAUAUCUGAAGGACUACAACAACAGGGAUAUUCAAAACUUCUCAAUGACAUCUACACAGAGCUUUACAUCACAGAGGGAGUAAUUGGAGAAGUGAACAAUGAACACGAGGUGAGGCAGAUUGAGACAGCAUCAAGGAUUCACCAGAUAACAGAUGACAAGCCAAUCAAAUGCAACGACAUCUUCAAACCCUUACAAGGCCAAGAUAGAGUCAUAAGGACUGUGCUGACAAAUGGGGUUGCUGGCAUCGGAAAAACAAUCUCUGUGCAGAAAUUCAUUUUGGACUGGGCAGAAGACUUAGCGAAUCAAAAUGUCCAUUUCAUAUUCCCACUUCCCUUCAGGGAGCUUAACUUGCUGAAGGACCACUGCUUCAGUCUGGAGAAUCUGCUUCACCAUUUCUUUCCACACCUAAAAGAAAUAACGUUUACGAAUGUUACCACAAAAAAGAUUGUGUUCAUUUUUGAUGGUCUGGAUGAACAUCGUUUAUCCUUAGAUUUUAAAAACAGUAUGGUUGUUAGUGAGGUAAAUAUCACUACCUCGGUUGAUGUUUUGCUGACAAACCUCAUCAAGGGGAAUCUUCUUUCUUCCGCCCUCAUUUGGAUAACCUCCAGACCAGCAGCAGCUAGUCAAAUUCCUCAUGAAUGGAUAAGUCAGGUGACGGAGAUCCGAGGAUUUAAUGACCCUCAGAAGGAAGAGUACUUAAGGAAAAGCAUCAGUGACGAAAGCCUGGCCAAUGACGUUAUCAAACAUCUGAAGUUGUCAAGGAGCCUCUAUAUCAUGUGCCACAUACCGGUGUUUUGUUGGAUUUCAGCAACUGUUCUGGAGAAGAUGUUGAAAGAAGCAGACGGCAAAGCAAUUCCCAAGACUCUGACUCAAAUGUACACACAUUUUCUCAUAAUUCAGACUCGAAUCAGAAAGGAAAAGUAUAACAAGGAGCAGAGAGAUGACAAAGAGAUGAUUAUUAAAUUAGGAGAGCUCGCCUUCAAACAGUUGCUAAAAGGCAAUUUGAUCUUCUAUGAGGAAGACCUGGAAGAGUGUGGCAUCAAUGUCAAUGAUGCGGUCGUGAACUCAGGAGUUUGCACAAGAAUCUUCAGAGAGGAGUGUGAGCUUUUUCAUAGUAAAGGAAGGGUCUUUUGCUUCGUACACUUAAGCAUCCAAGAAUUUCUUGCAGCUUUGUAUGUGCACAUUGACUUCAGCAGAGGGAACAAUACUGUGCUUCACCAGUGGAAUCCAGCAAAGUGCGCCAUUAAAUUUUCAUGUUUGUCCCUCACUGAUCUUCACAAGACUGCUGUGGACAAAGCCUUGCAGAGUAAAAGUGGGGAGUUUGACCUGUUCCUCCGCUUCCUGCUUGGCAUCUCUCAGGAAAGCAACCAGGCUCUGCUACAAGUACUGUUUCCAAAGACAUCAGAAUCCGGUUCCUCAAAUGUUCAACAGUCAAUCGAGUACAUCAAAAUCCGACUCAGGAUGCGCCUUGAUCCAGAGAAGUAUAUCAACCUAUUUCACUGCCUAAAUGAACUCAAUGACUUUUCUCUAGAGGAGGAGAUACAAGAAUUCCAGAGAUCCAGAAGGCUUGCCAAGACCAAGCUCUCACCUUCACAGUGGUCUGCUCUUGUUUUUGUGUUGCUGACCUCAGGAAAUGCACUAGAUGCCUUUGACCUGAGGAAAUACAGCAUGGAAAAUUCAGAUGAAUGCCUUCAAAGAAUGCUACCUGUUGUGACGUUGUCUAGAACAGCUGAAGUCAGACACUGUAACCUCUUAGACAAAGGCAUUCAAGCUCUGACCUCGGCCAUCAGCUCAAAGUCGUCAAGCCUCAAAGAACUGAAACUCAGUGGGAAUAAUUUGCAUCAGUCUGGAAUAAGAAUUCUUUCAGAAGGUCUUCGAAGUCCGCACUGUAAACUGGAUAUUCUGGAAUUGUCUGAAUGUGGAAUUCAAGCAGAAGAUUGCGGUCCCCUUUUCUCAGCUCUUAACUCAAACCCUUCACACCUGAGAGGGCUUGACCUGAGCUUCAAUCCCCUGUGUGCAUCAGUAACAUCAGGAAUAAUCCUCCUCUCUGAUACUCUGCGGAAUCCACUCUGUAGGCUGGAAACAUUAAAGCUUUAUAACUGUCAGCUGAACAGCAAAAGCUGCCCAUACCUGGCUACAGCACUGAACAGUAACUCCAGUUUGAUUGAGUUGGAUUUGAGUAAAAAUACUCUUAAUGCUGAUGGAGUACAGCAUCUCUCCAAAGGCCUGGGAAAUCCAUCCUGUAAACUGAAUGUUCUAAACCUAUCAGACUGUGGCAUCACCAGUAGCGGCUGCCGCAUACUGUGUAAAGCUUUAAAUUCAAACCCGUCUCACCUGAGUGAGCUGUGUCUGAACAGGAAUAAAUUUGGGGACAGUGGAGUAAAGCACAUCUCAGAUUUUCUAAGCAAGACCUGCUGUAAGCUGGAGAAGCUAAGUUUGUCAUACUGUUCUGUCACUGAAAGCGGUUGCACUGAUCUGGCCUCAGCUCUCACACUGAACCCAUUACACCUCAAAGAGCUGGAACUAACUGGGAACCAACUAGGGAUGUCUGGACGGGAAAAACUUAAAGUUCUACAACAGCAUAAAGACUACAAACUGGAAAAACUGAAGAUAUAGAAGACUAAUGCACUCCUAUACACAACAAAACUAAAUGUAUUCGUCCAUGUCCUUCUGAUGAGUGACUGGAUUGCACAGAACAAAAAAAUCAAAUAAAGCCUGAAGUGUGGAAGAUGGAAGGACUGCUUACACUGAGCAUGGUGGUCUACCCUAAUCUUCGUCUUUCAACCGAGGAAAUACUUUGCAGUGAUACGUGUCUUCCGAGAUGCUGCUGUGAUAGCAUCAAGAACAGCUGAGCAUGUUUGUGUGUCUGCUCUUUCCUGGCCUCUCUACGGUCUCAUACCCCUCUCCCAUGUUUUUGCCUGUGUCAAGAAUAUGUUUACAUGGACCAGUAUUUUAUAAGACAGGCUUUGUAUUUUCAUAAUAAUGUGGGUGUUUUGUUGUAAGCUACAAUAUACACUAUAAUAUUAUAUGAGGAAGCACAAAGUUCUCAAUCCAGAUACUAUAAACACUGAAGACUGCAUUUUACAUUAAUAUCGUUAGUUUGUGUGAAUGAUUCAUUUCAUUCCUUUUAAUUUUUCAUGCUAUGAAAUUCUCUUCCAAAUCCAUUGCAAAAUCUUACAUCUUAGAUGGAAAAUAAAAUUUGGCACCAGUUCAGUUAAAACAGGAUCAUGUCACUAGGCAGCCUGGGCGUGAACACCAGAGGGAGCCAUCGCCCGAGUAUUAACCAUCUCUGCCCACUUCCGGUACAGAGGUGUAUUUAAGCAGCACGCCACCUUCACUCUAGUGCGAAGCAUUGUUUCCGUUUAGCGUGACUUGCCAAGCCUUUAUUUUGUUCCUGUUAGCUUCUUCGUGUAUGACCUUGCCUGUUUAUCUCUUUACUACGAGUUUCGGAUAUGCGUUUUUGUCUAGUUUGCUUAGUGUUAGUCUUUCUGGUAUUUGACCCUUUGCUUUUGUUUUCUUGACCACAAUUACCUGUCUUCUGUUCUUCAAUAAAUCUGCGAAUGGAUUCUAAUACACCGGCGCCUGAUGAGUCAUUACAGAAUGCUUUGCCAGAGAUGAAUCCAGCGGAUAUGCAAGCGGCGUUAUGGCGACAGCGAGUCCUCAUCCAUGAGUAUCAAGAGGAAGUUGACUCUCUGAGAGCCGCGAAUCAGCAACAGCCACGAGACCAAGCAGCCGCCGCUACGCCGGCACUCUAUGCGCGCAGCAAACUUCCCCGUUUCGCCCUGCCGGAAAAGUUUGAUGGAUCCGGCGAUCGCUGCCGGGGAUUUCUGCGUCAAUGUGACAACUACUUUGCUCAUCAGCCAGAGGCAUACGGCGACGAGAGAACCAGGUGCGCGUUUAUUUUAUCCCUGCUUACCGGUAGAGCGCUAGACUGGGCAGCAGCGGUUUGGGACUCCGAUCCUCAAGUCAAAACAUCCGCUGAUUAUUUCGUGAACUUAAUCAAGGAGGUAUUCGAAUACCCGGCUGGAGGCAAGGAUGUUUCUGUACAGCUGCUGGAGUUGCGCCAGGGAAUGGAUACGGCAGCAGAUUACGCCAUUAAAUUCCGCACACUAGCCGCGCAGUCUGGAUGGAAUGUGAUAGCUCUCAUGGCGGUGUUUCGCGAAGGACUCAACCCGGAGUUACAAGCUGAGAUGGCAUGCCGCGACACCAACGUGACGCU